This is a messenger RNA of Echinops telfairi (small Madagascar hedgehog), 3437 nucleotides long. RefSeq names its product histone deacetylase 4 (gene HDAC4). Bases 78 to 3437 code for a protein of 1119 amino acids. Gene Ontology annotation, cellular component: histone deacetylase complex. Gene Ontology annotation, molecular function: histone deacetylase activity. The transcript is spliced from 27 exons. Gene Ontology annotation, biological process: negative regulation of transcription by RNA polymerase II; chromatin organization. NCBI's taxonomy places the organism in Eukaryota, Metazoa, Chordata, Mammalia, Afrosoricida, Tenrecidae. The record is from RefSeq and is a predicted model, not a curated record.
CGCAUGUGUGACCUGUGUCGGCGCACCCAGGAGCCGCUUCCCUGCGUGUGCUGCGCCGUUCUGAACGGUUCUGAGCAAUGAGCUCCCAAAGCCACCCAGAUGGACUUUCUGGCCGAGACCAGCCUGUGGAGUUGCUCAGCCCUGCCCGCGUGAACCACAUGGCCGGCACUGUGGACGUGGCCGGGCCUCUGCCCCUGCAGGUGGCACCAGCGGCUGUCCCCAUGGACCUGCGCCUGGACCCGCAGUUCGCGCUUCCCGGGGCCGAGCCCACGCUGAGGGAGCAGCAGCUGCAGCAGGAGCUCCUGGCACUGAAGCAGAAGCAGCAGAUCCAGCGGCAGAUCCUCAUCGCCGAGUUCCAGCGGCAGCACGAGCAGCUGUCCAGGCAGCACGAGGCCCAGCUGCAUGAGCACAUCAAGCAGCAGCAGGAGAUGCUGGCCCUGAAGCACCAGCAGGAGCUGCUGGAGCACCAGCGCAAGCUGGAGCGGCACCGGCAGGAGCAGGAGCUGGAGAAGCAGCAGCGCGAGCAGAAGCUGCAGCGGCUCAAGAACAAGGAGAAGGGCAAGGAGAGUGCCGUGGCCAGCACGGAAGUGAAGAUGAAGCUGCAGGAGUUUGUCCUCAACAAGAAGAAGGCGCUGGCCCACCGGAGCCUCAACCACUGCGUCUCCAGUGACCCACGCUACUGGUACGGGAAGACACAGCACAGCUCACUGGACCAGAGCUCGCCCCCGCAGAGCGGGGUGUCCACCUCCUAUAACCACCCCGUCCUGGGCAUGUACGACGCCAAAGACGACUUCCCUCUGAGGAAGACAGCCUCUGAGCCUAACCUGAAGUUACGCUCGCGGCUGAAGCAGAAGGUGGCCGAGCGGCGCAGCAGCCCCCUCCUGCGCAGGAAGGACGGCCCCGUGGUCACUGCGCUCAAGAAACGCCCGCUGGAUGUCACAGACUCGGCGUGCAGCAGCGCCCCAGGAUCCGGGCCCAGCUCCCCCAACAACUGCUCCAGCAGCAUCAGCUCAGAGAACGGCCUCACACCGGCGGUCCCCAGCCUCCCGGCUGAGACCGGCCUUGCACACCGACUGGCGGCCCGGGAGGGCUCCGUGACCCAGCUGCCCCUCUACACCUCACCUUCCUUACCCAACAUCACGCUGGGGCUGCCCGCCACCGGCCCCUCUGCCGGUGCCGCCGGCCAGCAGGACGCCGACCGCUUGCCGCUCCCCACCCUGCAGCAGCGCCUCUCCCUAUUCCCUGGCCCCCACCUCGGCCCCUACCUGAGCACCUCGGCCCUGGAGCGGGACGCAGGGCCGGCCCACAACCCCCUGCUGCAGCACCUCGUGCUCCUGGAGCAGGCGCCCGCACAGGCGCCCCUGGUCACAGGCCUGGGCGCGCUGCCCCUCCACGCGCAGGCCCUGGUGGGUGCCGAGCGGGUGUCCUCAUCCGUGCACAAGCUGCGGCAGCACCGCCCGCUGGGGCGCACGCAGUCGGCGCCUCUACCCCAGAACACGCAGGCCCUGCAGCACCUGGUCAUGCAGCAGCAGCACCAGCAGUUCCUGGAGAAGCACAAGCAGCAGUUCCAGCAGCUGCACGGGGGCCAGAUCCUCCCCAAGCCCAGCGAGCCAGCACGGCAGCCUGAGAGCCACCCGGAGGAGACGGAGGAGGAGCUGCGGGAGCACCAGGCCUUGCUGGAGGAGCCCUACGUGGACCGGCUGCCAGGCCAAAAGGGGCUGCUCGUGCUGGGUGGUGUGCACGUGAAGCAGGAGCCCCCCGAGAGCGACGGCGAGGAGGCCGAGCCCCCGCGAGAGGCUGAGGCGGGCCAGCGCCAGGCCAGCCAGCAGGAGCUGCUCUUCCGACAGCAUGCUCUUCUCCUGGAGCAGCAGCGGAUCCACCAGCUGAGGAACUACCAGGCGUCCAUGGAGGCAGCCGGCAUCCCCGUGUCCUUUGGUGGCCACCGCCCCUUGUCCCGGGCGCAGUCCUCCCCGGCAGCCGCCGCCUUCCCUAUGUCUGUGCAAGAGCCCCCAGCCAAGCCACGCUUCACAACAGGCCUGGUGUACGACACGCUCAUGCUGAAGCACCAGUGUGGGUGUGGGAGCACACACAGCCACCCCGAGCACGCCGGCCGUAUCCAGAGCAUCUGGUCUCGCCUGCAGGAGACUGGCCUCCGGGGGAAGUGUGAGUGCAUCCGUGGACGCAAGGCCACGCUGGAGGAGCUGCAGACCGUCCACUCGGAGUCCCAUGCCCUGCUCUACGGCACCAACCCCCUCAACCGGCAGAAACUGGACAGUGCCCUCACCUCAGUGUUCGUGCGGCUUCCGUGUGGAGGGGUCGGGGUGGACAGUGACACCAUCUGGAACGAGGUGCACUCCUCAGGGGCAGCCCGGCUGGCCGUGGGCUGCGUGGUGGAACUGGUCUUCAAGGUGGCCACCGGCGAGCUAAAGAAUGGCUUUGCUGUGGUCCGACCCCCAGGACAUCACGCGGAGGAGAGCACACCUAUGGGCUUCUGCUACUUCAACUCGGUGGCCAUCGCGGCCAAGCUCCUGCAGCAGCGGCUGAGUGUCAGCAAGAUCCUCAUCGUGGACUGGGACGUCCACCACGGCAACGGCACGCAGCAGGCCUUCUACAGCGACCCCAGCGUCCUCUACGUCUCGCUGCACCGCUACGACGACGGCAACUUCUUCCCCGGCAGCGGCGCCCCCGACGAGGUGGGCACGGGGCCCGGCGUGGGCUUCAACGUGAACAUGGCCUUUGCCGGCGGCCUCGACCCCCCUAUGGGAGACGCCGAGUACCUGACUGCUUUCAGGACAGUGGUCAUGCCGAUAGCUAACGAGUUUGCCCCGGACGUAGUGCUGGUGUCCUCGGGCUUCGAUGCGGUGGAAGGCCACCCCACGCCCCUUGGGGGCUACAACCUCUCCGCCAAGUGCUUCGGGUACCUGACAAAGCAGCUGAUGGGCCUGGCCGGUGGCCGCGUCAUACUGGCCCUGGAAGGUGGCCACGACCUGACGGCCAUCUGUGAUGCCUCAGAGGCCUGUGUCUCCGCCCUGCUGGGGAACGAGCUGGACCCCCUCCCUGAGAAGACGUUAGAACAGAGGCCCAACUCCAAUGCUGUGCAGUCCAUGGAAAAGGUCAUCGAGGUUCACAGCAAGUACUGGUGCUCCCUGCAGCGGGCCGCCUCCACCGUGGCCUACUCGCUGGUGGAGGCGCAGAAAUGUGAGACCGAGGAGGCCGAGACGGUCACCGCCAUGGCCUCGCUUUCCGUGGGCGUCAAACCGGUUGAGAAGAGAGAGCGUCCGCCCUCCGGCUGCGUGCGCCCAGGCGGGUGCAGGGUGCGCGCGGGCGCGGUGGACGCGGCCGUCGGAGCUGCGUGGUCUCUGGAAGCCAUUGGAAGAUGCGAGUUUGUGCCUUUCACUGCUCCGGCGUCUUACAGCGACCGAGCACCCUCCCCUUGA